Penicillium coprophilum is the source of this 3288-nucleotide messenger RNA. RefSeq lists its product as uncharacterized. The record is from RefSeq and is a predicted model, not a curated record. The coding region runs from base 1 to 3288 and encodes 1095 amino acids. The transcript is spliced from 3 exons. NCBI's taxonomy places the organism in Eukaryota, Fungi, Ascomycota, Eurotiomycetes, Eurotiales, Aspergillaceae.
AUGAUUCACCACACAGUGGAUGAUGAUCCCACUUCAUCUUAUCUCAGACGUCCUUCCGGUCCCUUCGCAUCGGAACCACCUUCUGGACCGCCCCCCAACCUGCCUACCUCCCGCUCGUCACGGCCUAUUUCUCGGGCUCGAAUCGCAAAGCCACCAGGUGCGGUCACACCCACUGGCCUCGGUGUGCUUACAGAGAAUGUCGCAAACUUAUCCCCAGAGGGUCUCGGAGCGGUCAGCCCUAUCAAAGAAGGGCUGGGCAGUUUAAAUCGCUGGUCCCAGUCAACGGCAUCUAGCAAAAGUCCCUCGGAGUCACAACCGUGGAUGGGGGGCCAUAGCCCCCAACGUGCGCCGGGUUCAAAUGGAUUGCCGAUGCUCGAUCUGCCGGAGCUGGAGAAGUCUACCAUAUUCAACAACGACACACCAUCACAACAACUUGAUCUCUCAUUUGCAGCCUCAAGCCAUCUUUUUCAGCCCUCAACACAUAGCCACCAAACAGAUAUUCCAAUUGCUCGGACCAAUGGGGGGUCAAUUCCCUUCAAUGACGGGGAAGGAGACCCGGCGGCCAUCCAACAUGGACAGACUCAAAAAGUUAUGCUGUCAAAAGCACUUCAGAAAGCAAACACGGCAGUGCUUCUUGACAAUGCUGCCAAUUUUGAGGGUGCCAUGGAAGCUUAUACUGACGCUUGCAACUUGUUGCAGCUUGUCAUGCUCCGUAGCAAUGGGGGAGACGAAGAGAAACUCAAACUUCAAGAAAUUCGAGACACAUAUAUGCUCCGGGUCACGGAACUUCAUCGUAUGGACUUUCCUCUUCAGGAGAGCGACGACAAAGCCCUUCCAGAUCGACCCCUCAGCCAAGAGUCAUAUGGUGAAUUGCUUCAUUCGACAAAUGAUGGAUCCCAUAUUCAAAGUCAGCAGGGCUCACCUCGUUCCAGCUUUGGGUUCCACCAGAUCCCACUAGAAGAGGCAAGGGGAUUUUCCUUAGAAGCUGUUCCCCCUCGACGACAAUCCUUGAAGCCGUCUGCCUUGGAAGAUCCACCCCGAUCUUUAACAUUGCUGGCGGGAAGUCAGGAGGACGCCAAUGAAUCCACUUCAUGGUUGGACACAAUUGAUGAAUCGGGUGCCUCGUCGCCCUCGUCGGCAAACUCCAAGGCGUCAUCGGUGUACCUUCGUCGUAGGACAAGCCGUCGCCUCAGUAAUGACACCGAGGCUGAGUUUGAUGCGGCCCUUGAUGCGGCCGUGGAAGCUGCAUAUGAUGAAGGUCUGGAGUCGGUGCCGGAGCACAAAGAAGAGGAAAGCGAUGCUAUUGUUUCAAAUGCUCGCAGGAACAUACAAUUAGCGAAGCAAAGAGUACGGGAGGCAGAACAGGAAGCAGAAGCAAUGAACCGUGAUCGUGAAACGCGCCGGAUCCAAGAACAGACAGCUUUGAGGGAUGACCCCUUUAUUGCCCGUACUUCGGAAUAUUUAGAUGAUGAAGCAGAGGAAGAGGAGCGUUUGUUAGAAGAGAUGACCAAGGGCUACGUGAUGGACGACUUUGAAUUCGGCAUUCAAUCAAAGUCGGCACUCCCUCGAGAAUCGGAUUCUAGCAACAUCUCUGGGAGGACAUGGGAAAGCUCUGCAACGUCCAAUGUCGCAAGUACUGGGGGUGCGCUGUCUACGCUUGCAGAAGAUGAUGUGUUACCACUAGGCGAUCUAAGGCCCGAACCAUAUGCCAUGCCCUCUUCUCCUCCAUCUUCGGCUUUACCGCCCCUGCCAGCGUCAUCCGACUUCCCGGCUCCUUCAAAGCGGGCUUCGAUAUCAAACCGCGCUGGUUCUAUCGGCUCGCUCGCCUCUAAUACAGGCCUAGGAGUACGAGCCCGGAGACUAUCCAGUCAGACUCGCGAGCUUAAAAUCGAGACCAACACCCGCUCCUCUCGCGCCAAUUCCAAUGCAUCAUCGGCCCUGGAGAAUUUUACAACCCCACUAGCAAACCGCCCGCCGCCGUUGCCGAAAGACGAACCUUCUACCCAUGGGGCCCGCUCCACUUUACACCCGACACAACGUAACCCAUCGGUGGGCUCUUUCACGGACCACACCAGUCUCUCCAAAUCCCGUACCCAUGAAGAUAAUGAGAAUGAACUGCCGUCCCUGCCGCUAUCAGCCCGGCCGAUGGGCAAAGUACCCUCGGCUCCAGAUGGAUUGAACAAACUUCACUCCAAUACAAAGCCUUUCCGAGCUCGGAACGCGUCUGUUCCGAUUCAGAUUCCUGACAUGUGCCCAGAAUCUCCAAGCACUCCAUGGAGCGGUGCGUUCCCGGACACUCAAAGGGGCACGACUAGUGGCGUUCCUGUUUUACCUACACCGACCUUGACCAACUUCAACUUCAAUCAAAACGGACUGCCAAGCGGCGGAUUAAAUCUCUUUGGUAGCAACAUACACUCAUCCACGGCUCUUGGCCGUCCAAACUCGUUGGUAGCCAAUGCCCCGCUUCCUCUAGAACCAUGUCCAGAGUCUUUCCUUCUCCGCCCAUUUUGGCUCAUGCGAUGCCUCUACCAGACACUCGCACAUCCUCAGGGUGGCUAUCUGUCCGAGAAGCUCUUUAUUCCUCGAGAUGUCUGGCGCGUGAAAAAUGUCAAACUGAAGGCUCUCGAAGAGAAAGUGUCCAACUGCGAUCUUCUCACCGCCGCUCUGCUCAAAUUGGCUCAGGUCGAUACAUAUGAUGCAGAUGCGGUCCUGGAGGAGAUGCAGUCGUUUGAUACUGUACUCGACCAAGUUCAGGUUCUCUUGACUAAGAAAUUGGGUAAUGAUGUUGGCGUCCAAGCAUCGAUGUCAUUGUUCAAGCCGGCUUCCACGCCGGACGAGCCUGUUCAACCGGAAGUUGCGCCGAAUAAGUCAUACUUGACAUGGAAAAGACUACGCGCAAAAACUUCCGGGCUUGGGACCACCACUGCGAUCCCGAGUUCUCGAGACAGUAAUAAGGACAACCUGGUCAUCAACUCCGUUCCGAUGACAUCUGUACAUGGAACACCUGCAAAGCGCAAUGUUACCCAGCUUGAAUUCUCUGGGCCUAACGCAAAUUACAUGGGGGCAUUGGCGCGGCUUUUCGAUGCUGCCCAGGUGCUAGAACAAAUUGCUCAGCAGGUUGAGGAUCCUGGACUCAAACAUUCGUCUAAAACCCACGUUGGUCUGGAACUCAGUACACGACAUGCUGCUGAAUUCUUCGGCUUUUACAUUUGUCGGUUCGCACUGGCCGAUGUGGGCUUGAUGCUCGACAAGUUCAUUAAGCGAGGUAGCGAGUGGGUGUUGGUUUAG